AUGCCCCCGAUCCCCUCGAUGGAGGAGUGCAGGUACAUUGCCCUCCAACUCGAGAAGGGUGGCUAUGAGUCCAUUCCACCGCCAAAGGAGCUCGACCUUCUCACGGCCGCCGAAUUCCGUUUGCUUGUUCAGCAGGCACUGGGCUCAUACCGACCGGCUCCGACGAGACGAUGGCGGCUCGGAAUAGCUGGGGCGCUGCAGAGCAACGCGCGGCAUUUCUCGGGCCUCGAGGGCAUGGCUCAGGAUGCGGCGACGGUUGCUGAACUGAAGCAACUGACCUCGCACAUCUCUGCAAAGGCCGAUGAGCUGGAGAAGAACCCCCCUUUUCAGCCGUUCGGCCGCGAGGAAGCCAUCGCGCAGGCAGCCGCGAGCUGGUUCAAGCACGAGUUCUUCCGCUGGGUCGAUCCCAUCAAGUGUCCCGCGUGCGGGGGUGAGACGCAGUGCACUGGUUCUGACAGUCCGAACAUCACUGAGCGACAAGGAGGUGCAACUCGGUGUGAGAUCUGGACUUGCAACAGCUGCCAAACACCACGCCGCUUCCCUCGGUUAAACGCUAUCGAUGCACUGAUCAAGAGUCGGGAGGGAAGGUGCGGCGAGUUUGCUCAGCUGUUUUACGCCGUCUGCCUGGCGCUUGGACUCGAGGCACGCUACGUCUGGAACUCCGAGGACCAUGUCUGGACCGAGUUCUGGAGCCCGACGGCGGGACACUGGGUGCAUGUCGACAGCUGCGAGGCUGAGGUCGGCAAGCCGCAACUCUACGACCGCGGAUGGGGGAAGAAGCAGGCUUACUGCCUUGCCUUUGGCCCGUAUGGUGCCGAGGACGUCACACGGGCGUAUGUCGAUGACUGGGGAGAGUGUCUUCAGCGCCGCGCCGAGAAGCGUUUCGGACCGGACGGACAGCCCACCGGCGAGCGGGAUCUGGCUAGAGCUCUCGCGACAUACACUGUCCGACAGCGCCGGAACAUGAGCGAAGAGGAGAAGGCACGUCUUUCGAGUAUGGACGAGGCGCAGGCGAGGUGGAUCGCCGAUGAGAAGCGGCGCGAUCGCGAGGCGGAGGAGAGGGACCUGAGGGGCAAGGGAAGGGAGAGCGGAACACAGGAGUGGAAAGAGGCGCGCGGCGAGGACGGUAAGAAGGAUUAG
This is a messenger RNA of Trichosporon asahii var. asahii CBS 2479, 1140 nucleotides long. RefSeq lists its product as uncharacterized. Gene Ontology annotation, molecular function: peptide-N4-(N-acetyl-beta-glucosaminyl)asparagine amidase activity. The record is from RefSeq and is a predicted model, not a curated record. Gene Ontology annotation, cellular component: cytosol; nucleus. The coding region runs from base 1 to 1140 and encodes 379 amino acids. The transcript is spliced from 4 exons. Gene Ontology annotation, biological process: glycoprotein catabolic process; protein quality control for misfolded or incompletely synthesized proteins; protein deglycosylation. Lineage: Eukaryota; Fungi; Basidiomycota; Tremellomycetes; Trichosporonales; Trichosporonaceae.